Paralichthys olivaceus (Japanese flounder) is the source of this 312-nucleotide messenger RNA. NCBI's taxonomy places the organism in Eukaryota, Metazoa, Chordata, Actinopteri, Pleuronectiformes, Paralichthyidae. The record is from RefSeq and is a predicted model, not a curated record.
AUGGCUAACUUUAACCACUCCCAAUUGGUGAUGUAUGUCGGCCAGGUGAUGAAGGAUGUGCUGAAGCUGCCUCGCCCUCAUUCACCCCCUGUGGUUAAGCUGGAGACACGAGUCAGCGCAGAGUACGGGCUGCCCUCCACUCACGCCAUGGCUGCCACUGCCAUCUCCUUUACCUUUUUACUGAGCGCCCAAACCAGGAUACAGUUCCAGUUCGAGGUGGGUCUGCUGAUUGCAGUGACGCUGUCGUCCCUGGUGUGUCUGAGCCGCAUCUAUACUGGCAUGCACUCAGUUUUGGUGAGCUACUUCCCUUAA